Molecule: messenger RNA, 1469 nt
Organism: Microplitis mediator
Lineage: Eukaryota; Metazoa; Arthropoda; Insecta; Hymenoptera; Braconidae
Gene: Nup44A
Product: nucleoporin SEH1-A
Exons: 5
Coding region: 208-1311 (367 amino acids)
Biological process (GO): positive regulation of TORC1 signaling; cellular response to amino acid starvation
Cellular component (GO): Seh1-associated complex; nuclear pore outer ring
Molecular function (GO): structural molecule activity; protein binding
Source: RefSeq, a predicted model, not a curated record
UGAACCCUCUGUCGAGUAACCAGCGAAGCUGAGUUUAAAUUUAUCCUCGACGCUCCAACGCUUAAACAACAACAUAACCUGUCAGCUUAUUUACUAAUCACUAUUUUUAUUUAUAUCAUUUACAAUAACAGUAACGAGUUUAUUUAAUUCAAUUGAUGUCAUAUUUAAAUUCCUGAUUUUUUUUUACCGCCAAGUUAUUUUAUAAAAAUGUUUGAGGCGCACAAUCUGUACGCGGAGCACAAGGAUCUGAUCCAUGAUAUUGCCUAUGAUUAUUAUGGCCAGCGUAUGGCAACGUGUUCUAGUGAUCAAUUUGUUAAGGUCUGGGACGAAGACGAUCAAGGCAACUGGCACUUGAGCGCAUCAUGGAAAGCGCACAGUGGUUCUGUUUGGAAAGUAACCUGGGCACAUCCAGAGUUUGGACAAGUAUUAGCAACUUGUUCUUUUGAUCGUACUGCAUCUGUUUGGGAAGAAAUCGUUGGUAGAAGUUCUGGACCAAAUGAACGCGGCAUGCGUCACUGGAUACGACGAACGAAUCUAGUGGAUUCGCGAACGUCUGUGACAGACGUUAAAUUCGGCCCUAAAACAUUAGGAUUAAUAUUAGCAACAUGCAGCGCUGAUGGUGUAAUUAGAAUUUAUGAAGCACCGGAUGUUAUGAAUUUGAGCCAAUGGACUCUGCAGCACGAUAUCAAUUGCAAGCUCGCUUGCAGUUGUAUCUCCUGGAACCCAUCAAUGUCUAGACUCCACCCGCCAAUGAUUGCUGUCGGGAGCGACGACACUAAUGCUGCGGCAGGCGGCAAAGUCUUUAUUUACGAGUACUCCGAAAAUAGCAGACGCUGGACGAGGACCGAAACGAUAUCGAACGUCGUCGAGCCCGUCCACGAUAUCGCUUUCUCCUCGAACCUCGGCAGGAGUUAUCAUACCCUAGCCAUUGCCACCAAAGAUGUUCGGAUCAUAACUCUGAAGCCUAUUCAGGAUAGCGCCCAAAACGGUCUAUCACGAUUUGAAAUAACGACGGCCGCACAAUUCGACGAUCAUUACUGCACCGUUUGGCGCGUCUGUUGGAACACAAUGGGAACUAUUUUAGCCAGCUCCGGGGAUGAUGGAUGUGUAAGGCUAUGGAAAGAUAAUUAUAUAAAUAAUUGGAAGUGUGUUGCUGUGUUAAAAGGCGACGGUACUUCAACACUGAGUACCGAAGUAUCCCAGAGCGGAACACCACCUGGACAAUCAAAUAACACACAAUUGCCAUUAUCAACAACAAGGUACUAUAAAUUGGGAUCUAUUAGUCAUCCGAAUCAGGUUCCGUGGCAUUAAUUUACGGAUUAUUUAUUUUUACACCGUAAUAUUUUUUUUCUUUUUUAAUUAUUUUUACUUUGCGCACUAAUUAGUAUAAAAUGAUGAUAAGUAAAAUCAACAAUUGUUAAACUGGAAUUGUACACAAGUUAAAGCUGUAAAUUUAUAAUAAUAAUAAU